AUGCAGUAUCGCAUGCAAACGACGACCAUUUGGGAGUCGAAUAAUCUUCCAAAUGUGACCUCGACAAGUAAUAUAGAACUAGCGAUGAUAUCAGAACAUUUGUUUAAUAAAUCAUCUCAUGAACUACUUAAUUAUGUACAGAUAAAUUAUCAGGGGCAAACAAGUUUUAACAAUUUUACUGAUAAUGCUCUUGAAAGGUUAUUAAAUACAUCAUCUAAUGCUUUUUUAACAUUAACAACAAAAUCUUUAAUAAAGUUAUUUGAUAACUAUGAAUUGAAUACAUCUCAACCAGAGAUUGUAACAAAACAAAAAGAUACAGAAGAAAAUGAAUUUAUUGAUAAUUUAAUGGAAACAGAUGUAAUGUUACAUGUUAUGCAUUUUUUAUCACUCAAAGGCUUCGUUAAAAAUGAUAUACAAGCUUAUAAAAACAUUUUGAAGGAAAUUUGGUUUCAUUUAUAUUCUCGGACUAAAGGAAUAAAUGGUACUUCAGGGUUUGAACAUGUAUUUAUAGGAGAAAGAAAGCCACGUAAAGGUAUUAUAGGGCUUCACAACUGGAUUUCUUUUUUCUUUGGAGAGUUGUCAAAUAAAAUUAAUUAUUAUGGAUUUUCCCGUAAUAAAGAAUUCGUUAAUAAAGCUGUCAUUUUAGAUACAUAUUUCACUUACUUUGGAAAACGUAAAAGGUCAACUAUGUUUAUUGGGACAUCACCAGAAUUAGAAAUAGCAAUCUAUACACUUUGUUUUUUUACACGGCCCAAUAAAAGAUGUAAAAUGUCUUUUACAGGAUUUAAAUUUGAUAUUCAGACAUAUGUAUCACAAAAUAAUGGUAAAAAAUUCAUUGGGUCUGCCUUUCCCAUUUUAGGAAAGAUAUAA
Messenger RNA from Habropoda laboriosa, 870 nucleotides. RefSeq names its product poly(U)-specific endoribonuclease homolog. The record is from RefSeq and is a predicted model, not a curated record. Gene Ontology annotation, molecular function: RNA endonuclease activity. The coding region runs from base 1 to 870 and encodes 289 amino acids. The transcript is spliced from 5 exons. Lineage: Eukaryota; Metazoa; Arthropoda; Insecta; Hymenoptera; Apidae.